Paecilomyces variotii is the source of this 270-nucleotide messenger RNA. RefSeq lists its product as hypothetical. Lineage: Eukaryota; Fungi; Ascomycota; Eurotiomycetes; Eurotiales; Thermoascaceae. Bases 1 to 270 code for a protein of 89 amino acids. The record is from RefSeq and is a predicted model, not a curated record. The transcript has 2 exons.
AUGUUGUUUUCAGGAACAUGGCUCGCAUGGACCUCCAUGCUGGUGCUCUCCACAGUUGUCAAUAGCUCUCCGAUCCCUCCUACAGAUGCCCCGAGUCCCAUCCACCCGAACAUCGACAACACCCCACGUAUCGGUAUCCCCGAGUCAAGCAUGCACCAUUCACCCCAGGAAGUGCGUCGUGACCCUCAAUUGCAGGGUUCUGACCUCUUGAGCGCGCUCUUAAAGGGUGGUGCCCUGGACAAGGCACUUCAGUCGGCAACCCAGGUCUAA